This is a messenger RNA of Ostertagia ostertagi, 774 nucleotides long. The record is from the annotation of a GenBank genome assembly. NCBI's taxonomy places the organism in Eukaryota, Metazoa, Nematoda, Chromadorea, Rhabditida, Trichostrongylidae.
AUGGCUUUCUCAGCAAAAUCGGCUCUUCUUUGCUUUUUCGUUGGGGUACUGUACCUCAUGCAGCUUCAGGCACUUCCCAUACCUGGAAAUGACGCCGACAUCUCCCUGUCCUCUACGACAGAACUCGCCUCCGUAAACACCACCGCAAUUGACACGCUGACCGAAUCGGAAUCCUCCCUCCGAGUGAAAAGACAAGGUGGUGGCUGUGGAUGCGGAUGUGGCUGCUGCUGUUGCCGACCACGCUGCUGCUGUACAUGCUGUCGUACCUGUUGCUGCACAAGGUGCUGCACAUGCUGCCGGCCGUGCUGCUGUUGUCGACCAUGCUGCUGCUGCGGAGGAGGUGGCGGCGGCUGCGGAUGCUGCGGUGGCUGUGGAUGCUGCGGAUGCGGAGGUGGAGGACGCAAACGCCGAUCAAUCCAAAACUUGAAGAUCAAGCUUGCCGACAAAAUCGAGAGAGAACAAAGGGAGCCGCUCGUUCUGUGCCUAGGGCGGCAGCCUCUUCAAGGAGCAAAGCCGGGUUGUGCCCGUGACAAGACUGAAGGACUGUGCAGCAUGCUGAGGUCUCGAAGGGAAACGCGCUCAUCGGAGCCGUGCGAGAAGCCGGUCGAGCGAGGGCAGCCCGCUUUGCCUGAACAACCAGCCCAACCGAUGAUUCCUACACAACCAGAAGACUCAAAGGAGCUGAGCGAGUUUCCGUUCUUCAAGCCGGACCCAAAUACUCCCACUGAAUGGCCGCAGCCAGUGUUUCAGCUGGUCACCGAAAUGUACUCAUAG